Molecule: messenger RNA, 2545 nt
Organism: Olea europaea var. sylvestris
Lineage: Eukaryota; Viridiplantae; Streptophyta; Magnoliopsida; Lamiales; Oleaceae
Exons: 6
Coding region: 383-2233 (616 amino acids)
Molecular function (GO): translation initiation factor activity; mRNA binding
Source: RefSeq, a predicted model, not a curated record
GGGGAGGAUUGUGCAGUUUUAUCAAGGAAUAGAAAGGGGGGGAAAGGGAAAACGAAAAAACCUAUUGUACAGUUAGGGCAGACGAAUUCUGCAGAUUGCGUCCCCAAUCAAAGGUUUAAAACCCUUCUCUCCCAAAUGCCAAAUCACAGAUUCCUUUUCUCUGUUUAAGUUUCCGCAGACUGCAAUCAUUACUAUUAGAUAGAUUUUUAGAUAGUGAAAAUAGCGGAACUAUAAUUUAUUUAUUUAUUUAUUUAUACAGAUUUAUUCAAUAAAUUAUCAAAUUGGGGGAGAAGGGUUUUUUAUUUAAAAAUAUACCCCUGUGUAUAGAUUCAUAUAUAUUGAAUAAUUUAGUGAGAGACUGCGAGAAGCAAGGAGAGUGAAAAUGUCGAAGAAGAAAGCAACGAUGACUCUCAAAGACUUCCAUGGCGGUUCCAUUCCUUCCGAUCUUCGACUCCCCUCUGCACCUGGCCUAAUGGCAAGACCUGCAGAUCGAGGUAGUUUUGAUCAGCAGUCGCCAUGGGGAAAUUCGAUGGGUAGGUCCAGUCAACGCUUGAGGCCGGCAUCAGCUGGGUCAGCUAGGAACUUUGAUGACAAGACCCCAUUUUUAAGUCACAGUGCCCACAUUGGCCGCAAUUUUGAUGAGGAUGAACGCAAGCCUUUGGAUGGGUUGUCAGGUUCUCGACGAACUGUCACUGAUGAGAGCAACCGUGCUCCGCCAAGUCGUGUGGUAGAACCUAAGAUAGAUAGUUUGGCUGGUGCUAGAGUUGGUAGUCAGCUGUCUUCAACCCCUCCCUCUCAUUUGUCUAGUGAUACAACUGUUAGUUCUUAUGCUGGAAAUGCUGGUAGGCAUAGUGAAGUUCAUAACAUGGGGUCGAAUAUUCAAAAUUUUAGGUCAGCUGUUGCUGGUUCCUAUUCAAAUCCAUGGGGUGUGAAGAAGGAGGUGGCGCAUGUGAGUGACCCUGUAUCUGCUUCAUGGUCAGCUCCGGAUGUUGCAGUGAAGCUGUCACAUGCUAGUGCCAUUGAGAAGGUCUCCUCUGGUCGGUGGCAUUCGCAACAUGUUCAUCCUCAAAAAGAUGUUGAGGCCAUUGGACAGUCGGAACCUGAGAGAGAAUUUCAUUGUCGGGGCAAAGACAUGUCCAACAGGAAUAUUUACAAUGGUACAAAUGUGUUAGGUGGAACUGACUAUCAUGAUAUUGCAUUGGCGAUGCAUAUGGAAAGGAGUCUGAUUGCUGGUGAUGGGAUUCACAAUGGUGGAAAGGAGACACUGUCUCAUGAUAGAGUCAGGAGUACCAUGUACACGGAGAUGCAUGGGAGGAAUCCUUCCGUUAAUGACAAGGAAUUUCAGCCACGUAGCACUACUGGAGUAUCUGGUGAUACUGAGUUACAGUCUCCAGGGACUUCAGAAACAUCAGAGCGACCCAAAUUGAAGUUACUUCCAAGAUCCAAACCGUUAGAGGAUUUAGAGCUUCCUCUCGAUUAUAAACAGGGACGCCAGCGGCCAAGUGAUCCGAUUCAUUUGAGGGUCGACAAUGAAUUACCCAGAACUGCAAUUCCUGUAGAACCUGGGUUUACUGGAUCAAUGGUCGUUAAUCAUGCGGUAGAGCGCCCAAAAUUGAGAUUAAAGCCUUGCUCACUACCUCUUGAACAAUUGGAGGGAAACACUGAAAUCAAAAGAAACACUGUGUUCGCAGGGGCUCGUCCACGAGAAGUGGUUCUGAAGGAUCGGGGGAUUGAUGGUGUUGCCGUUAACCUUUAUGACAGUCAACCUCCUUCUCGGAUCAAUCAAGAUGCUCCCAAGAUGGAUCCAGUGUCGGUGCAAGUUACUCCUGCCGGUUAUAGUGAGAAAGCUAAAAAAUUUCUUGGUGAUCAACGGGUAGCGAGGAGUUCUGAUAGGCGAGAUCAACGUAUGGACAUUGAAAGAACAGAUGCACGGAGGAGGAACAAAGGAAAUGAAAGUUGGAGGAAUUACAGAGAAAUUGUAAAACACGAUGACCUGCAGCCGCAGCAACAGGAGAGGGACCUGUCACCUGACACCUGGUGCAAGCCUGUCGAAAGUCCAAAACCCGACUCCACGCCUGCCCCUGAGCAGCGUCAUGGGAAAGUGACUUCCGCUCUUGAGCUUGUGCAGGCCUUCUCCAGACCAGUCUCUGAUCCGACUAUUGCUGAUUGUCUUUCUGGCCCCCAAGGCAUUCCGAGCCAGAGUCAGAUAUCUUUUUCUCGGUUAACAGGUUGAGGCCCGAAGCCUCAGAUUAAUGGUUACUGAAUUUUCGCUAUAGCAGAUACAUUUAAAACGAGAGAAACUUUCACCCCCUCCAAAUGUUCGUUUACACCUGAAUCCCGGUGGGUUAUUUUCCCUAGUUCAUAGUGAUCAUUGAGAAGGGAUCCGAUUGGUACUUGACGCAACGUUCGAGCCACAUACAAACAAGAAAAUAACAUACAUUUUUUCUUCAUGUUGACAAUAAUCACAUAACUGUUGUAUUUCAGGAAAUUUAUCUAUUGACAGAUUUCCUAUUGAAGUUCAUCUAGCCUAAUUUGGGAUUUAUGA